Molecule: messenger RNA, 1755 nt
Organism: Eruca vesicaria subsp. sativa (arugula)
Lineage: Eukaryota; Viridiplantae; Streptophyta; Magnoliopsida; Brassicales; Brassicaceae
Source: the annotation of a GenBank genome assembly
GUGGUAGCAACCGCAAAUAACUCUUCAAACCCCAAACUUCUCUCUCUCUCUCUCUCUCUCUUUCUCUCUUUCUAUCUUUCUCUAUCUCAAUCUCUCUAUCACUAAUGGCUGACACGAAGGUCCAAUCCCCUGAAACAACGGCGGUUGAGGAUAACAAACGAAUAACCUCAUCAUCCCCCACGCCGCCGCCGCCACCGCCACCAUCAUCUCACUGGAUGGGGAUGAGAUACCCUUCACCGAUGGUGAUGCCUCACCAGAUGAUGUAUGCGCCGUCUCCUUACUCUCCUUAUCCUUUUCCUUAUCAUCAUCAUCAUCACCAUCACCAGUCUCGUGGUGGUGGUAACAAACAUCAAAACGCUUCGAACGCUGAGAAUAAGACUAUUUGGAUCGGUGAUUUGCUUCACUGGAUGGAUGAGAGUUACCUUAAUUCUUGCUUCUCUUCCGCUGGAGAGAUGUCGUCGGUGAAGGUGAUCAGGAACAAGCACACUGGCUUGUCCGAGGGAUAUGGAUUCGUGGAAUUUGAGUCCCACGAUGUUGCUGAGAAGGUGUUACAGGAUUUUAAUGGAGUAACUAUGCUUAAGUCUGACCAGCCUUACCGUCUAAACUGGGCUAGUUUUAGCUCUGGUGAAAAACGCUCAGAGAAUGGUCCUGACCACUCUAUAUUCGUGGGUGACUUAGCGCCAGAAGUCACUGAUGAUUUGUUGCUUAAAACGUUCGUUGAUAAAUACCCAUCUGUCAAGGCUGCGAAAGUUGUCAUAGAUGGCAGUACUGGUCGAUCAAAGGGGUAUGGCUUUGUGAGAUUUGGAGAUGAUAGUGAGAGGAGCAAAGCUAUGUCGGAGAUGAAUGGUGUGAAGUGUUGUAGCAGGGCUAUGCGAAUCGGUGCCGCCACUCCUAGGAAACCUAAUGGUUACCAUCAUCAAGGUGGGUAUAUGUUAAAUGGUGGUGCUGCUCCUCCACGUGAUGGGGACUCAUUGAACACAACAAUAUUUGUUGGAGGACUUGACGCUAAUGUCACUGACGAAGAUCUUAGACAGCCAUUUGCUGGUUAUGGUGAGAUAGUAUCUGUCAAGAUACCAGUUGGGAAAGGAUGUGGGUUCAUUCAGUUUGUGAACAGAGAAAAUGCAGAGGAGGCUUUGGAGAAGCUAAAUGGUUCUGUAAUUGGAAAACAAACCGUUCGUCUUUCUUGGGGUCGUAAUCAAGGCAAUAAACAGCCUCGAGGUGGGUAUGGAGACCAAUGGGUUGAACCGUUCUACAGAGGACAAUACUACAAUGGUUAUGGAUACAUGAUGGCACCACCUAUUGACCCGAGAAUGUAUGGUGGUGCACCUUAUGGAGGUUAUCCUAUGUACGGAGGUCAUCAGCAGCAGCAGCAACAACAGCAACAAGUAAGCUGAGAGAAGAAGAAUAAAAGAAGUGAAGGUAGGUUAUGAGACUAAAAUUGUCUUAUUCUUAUCUGUCUCUUUGGUUUUAGAUCCUGAGCAGCGAAUUUUGAUGGAACUGUAGUGCUACUUAUUUCUAUUUUAGGGAUUUUGAUUGGAUUUAUUUAUUUUAUUUGACUCUCAGAUUUUUAAUGCUAUGGAUCUUAAUUGAUUGUUCUUUGGGGGAUUUGAUAAGUCUGCCUUUUUAGAUAUAUCUUACGACUAGAUUCAUAAAAUUAAAAUCAUGAUUUAUGACCUAGUCCAUCCUUCAAAAACUAUUAGCUAUACUAUUUAUGAUUUUCUAUAGGCUUCCGAAACACCUUGGUUUUUCUAUAGG